AUGCUCUUCCCGCGCAUGUCCUGCUUCUCCGCGCUCCUCUUCACGCUCGUUUUCUUCACGACUGCACAUGCCUCCGUGAUCCCCUUUGGCCACAAAAGCCUGAACGUCGCGCGUUCGCCUUCAGAGACAUGGACCAACGCACAACGCCUCGCCGCGGGCCUUCCCCCGCGAGCCCCCCGCCGCCUCAAGCGCGCCCCCACACCCACCGAGCCCGGUCUUGCGAAGCGCGCCGCUCCCAGCCCGAGCCCUAGUGCCAAUGCCCUUGCAGGUGUCCGAGUUGCGACAGAAAAGGCCUACACUGGCACACUCCAAGUACGCACCGUCGCCGACAACGCCACCCUCGGUUUCGUGCGGCUCUCUUCGUCCGGCGUCGAGCUCGCCACCGCCGAGGGCUCCCCUGUCGCCUUCACGGCCGUUGGGAGCGUCCCCUUCAGCAUCGCGACGGUGAGUGUGGACGAUCGCUGCGUUACCCCGCAGCGCCACUGA
Messenger RNA from Dichomitus squalens LYAD-421 SS1, 486 nucleotides. RefSeq lists its product as uncharacterized. The record is from RefSeq and is a predicted model, not a curated record. Bases 1 to 486 code for a protein of 161 amino acids. The transcript has 3 exons. NCBI's taxonomy places the organism in Eukaryota, Fungi, Basidiomycota, Agaricomycetes, Polyporales, Polyporaceae.